Messenger RNA from Tuber aestivum (summer truffle), 806 nucleotides. Lineage: Eukaryota; Fungi; Ascomycota; Pezizomycetes; Pezizales; Tuberaceae. The record is from the annotation of a GenBank genome assembly.
AUGCCCAAGAAAGGUCCCGCGAGGAAGAAGGAGGUCCCGACCCGAGAGCGAUAUUCACCACCACCACCGCCAUCAUGGCCACCCCUUACUCCGGUAAUCCCGUCUGAGGACCUAACGGUGGAAACAAUCCUACCCAUGCAAAUCCUUACAAUCCCCAAAUUCUUCACCGCGGCACUCUGCAGAAUAUACCACAAUUUCGUUUCCCAAUCCCUCGAUUUGACCACAACGCCCGGCAAGCCGAAACGUGGUGAAGCGUUGCGUGUGAAUGACCGCAUCUCAAUAUACGACCUGGGCUUUGCGGAGCGUUUGUGGAACGAAACGGGAUUGAAGGAUCUUGUGGCACGGGAAGCCGGUGAGGAUGGUGGGAAGGAAUUGUGGGGCGGGGAAGUCAUAGGACUUAGCCCAAAUAUCAGAGUUUAUAGAUACUCUAAAGGCCAGUUCUUCGAUAAACACUGUAAUUCCCCUAUCCACGGCUUCCGUGGGGUAGAGAUAGUAUUAAGUGCUUGACAGAUGAUGAUACGGCCUCGUUCUCAAUCGGUGAUCCGCAGGUGAGAGUUCAGACCACAUGGACGCUAUUGAUAUACCUCACUGGGAGGAGCGAUGGGGUUCGCGGAGGGGAAACGGUGUUCUACACCGAAGCAACAAAGCACACCCAGGGCGAGGAACACGCCAUUGAACCUGAAAAGGGAACUGCGCUAUUGCAUAGACAUGGAGCUCACUGCCUUCUCCACGAAGGGAGAGUGGUGACGGAAGAUGCCGGGGUCGGGAAGUGGGUGUUGAGGACUGAUUUGAUAGUCGGACGGUAA